Linum tenue is the source of this 447-nucleotide messenger RNA. The record is from the annotation of a GenBank genome assembly. Lineage: Eukaryota; Viridiplantae; Streptophyta; Magnoliopsida; Malpighiales; Linaceae.
AUGGCCACAAUAAACCCCCUCGGACUUAGCGCUGGCGGUGGCGAGCGAGUUAUAAGCGACCGUUGCAGAUCCUCCCAUGAUAUUUUCUUCGAUGCUUUCUUGAUUCAACAACGCAGAUCUGGGUUUGAAAAGGGAGAACUGCGUGGAGAUGAGUUGGGCGAAAUCGAUUCUCUACUUCGCCGGGUUCCCACUCGGCGCCCCGCUCGAGAGCUUGCUGGACAGGACAAUUUCCGCAGGGCAAAAUGGAUUCUCUACUUCGCCGGGUUCACCCCUCUCGUCACCAUCUACGUCGCCGCCUUCUACACAAGGGUUGUCGGCGCCGCCAUUACCGAGCAGCGAGAAGUAUUGGGAAGAACACUUGGGGUAAGUUGUGCCUCUGAUGACUCCGAAGUUCUACCUGGUCCUUGGAGGGUGUAUAGAGGAGAUGCCGUGAAGUCCAACAAUUAG